This is a messenger RNA of Kwoniella botswanensis, 2409 nucleotides long. RefSeq lists its product as uncharacterized. The transcript has 4 exons. Lineage: Eukaryota; Fungi; Basidiomycota; Tremellomycetes; Tremellales; Cryptococcaceae. The record is from RefSeq and is a predicted model, not a curated record. The coding region runs from base 1 to 2409 and encodes 802 amino acids.
AUGUCCACUUCAACUUCAACAUCCACAACGACCGACCCCCCACCACCCGACUACGUACCCUCACAACCGCAAAUCCUCAUCACUCCUCUACCGGACUCGGCGAGCUUCCUCUGGGGUAAGACCAUCCAAGGGGAGAUAUAUGUGAAAGGUCUGGGUGAAGGGUCGGGUAAACGGACUGGGAUAGUGAAGAGCUUAUCCGUGCGAUUAUCAUUAACGAAUCAUCUACCCAACCAUCCAACUAUCCAUCUUUAUGAAUUCCCCAUUCAGACAUUAUAUCCACCAUCAUCCCCAAUAUCUAAUGUAUCAUCUUCAACCAUCCCCUCGGAUGGUUCCAUACCAUUCUCUACUUCACAUCGAUUCUCAAUCCAACUUCCAUAUUCUCUCUCCUCCUCUCCAUCAGAACCAUUACCCGGUACGUUGAACCUCACAUCAUACGAGAAGGGUGAGAUCCGUUAUUCGCUCUCUGUGAAAUUGGUUUUACCCAACGAUCAGGUGGUAAUCGAAGAAAUGAAGAUCGAAGGUACACCGCAAGAAGUAUCAUGUCAGGAUGCAGCUGCACCGCAUGAGGCGGAGGAGCUUGGAGAGGUUGAAGAGAAAUUGGAGAAAGAUGGAGUGUUAGCUAGAUUACUUAUCGAUCAAGAUCGACCUAGAUUAGGUGAUUUGUUGAGAUUGGGUUUGGAGAUUAGACCAGCAGAGAGGAAGAAGACUGGUGUGAUUGGUUUGGCUAAACAAUCAGAUCCGAUCGAAACUCUCAGACCACUCAGAAGGGUUAGAGUAGAAUUAUUUAGAAAAGUUAUCAUUCAUUCAACUCAACUCGAUUCUAUCGCAUCAUCAUCCUCAUCAUCAACAUCAGCUGCCACUGCAGCGGCCGGCGGUGGUGGUGGUGGUGGUGGCGGGGAAGUCGAACAUCUUACUUUACUUCAUGCGACAGGUAAAUCAUUACGAUAUCCCGGUUCAGGUCCAGGUCGACAUUAUCCACCUCUCAGAGUGUUAUUUACCAUCCCUACUGCCCAGCUCGGUGUGGUCGCGGAGCAAACUUGGGGAGAGAUUACUUCAAAUGUACCAUAUCAUGGUAUAACCUUCUUCAUCAGAGUGACGAUAGGGUUCGGUGACGUCUCGCCUACUGGUACAAGUAAUAGAGAUUGGAGAUUGAGCAGGAAUAUAACGAUCAGACCUAAGAGAUGGAAGGAACCUAGGGAGAUCGUAGUGGAUAGAGGUCUUAUACCUGAUUUAGGGAAUGGUAAUGACUCACCUUCACUCGGUCAAGAUACUGAGGCUGGUACGAGUCAGAUCCAAAGAGGUUCAGAAUCAGGAUCCGGUUCGGGGACAUGGACAGAAGAAGAUCAUAGAAAAGAAGCAUAUCGACAGAAAGGUAGAGAUGUUGUAGGUGAUUCUGGAACAUUUAGAUAUACCGAUACCGAUAUCGACACUGCACAUAACGAUCUACCACCCCCUUUCGAGGUUGAGACACGGACUCGAGCUGGUCCAUCAAAUUCAUCUAGCAGUAGACCCGGGGAAUUACCUAGUUUCCUCGAAUCUGAAGAACAAGCUAGGACAGGUGAGAUCCCCACUUUGAAUCAAACUGUAAGAUCGGAAAGGUUGGUCCCGGUAAAUUUCAAUCAGGAUGAUCAAGUUGUGGUCAUACCGGAAGAAGUCGAGAUUCAAGGUCAUCGUGAGGGGACAAUAGGGGAAGAAGGAUUCGAAAGGAAUACUUGGGUGGGACGGAGAGGUAGUUUGGGGGGAGAGUUGGGAACAUGGGUAGAGUACGACGGAUACGAGACUUUCUCUGUCGCACCUCCAUCUAUGGACGCAUCGUACGGUGCUGGAGGAGCUAUGGAUCCACCGCAGGAAGGCGACGAGAACAGCGUGAACGUCGUUGGAGGGAUGGUAGCUAGAUUGGGUUUGGAAGGUGAAGGGGUUGGAAUGCAAGGUCUCGAAUUGAUGGAACAUCUAGGGCUGGGUGAGGGGACUCGAAUCGUUGAUCUACAGGACGACUUGCCCCCAGGAAUAGACGAACCUUCUUUACCUGCUUUACCCGAUUUCCAUUCCCAUUCCCAUGUCCAUGUUCAUGCUCACGGACAUACACAUGAUGAUGAUCCACAUUCACCUCCUCCACCCCCUGGUCAUGCACCAUAUAUAUCCCCACCAGCUCAUUCCCACAGUCUACCACCGGCUCAUGAUCCUCCUUCCUUUGAUGCCAGUCAAGCUGCCAAUGCUGUAGGAGUAGCAGCUACCUCUCAUAUCAGAUCUCAAACUGGACCUAACGUACCUGUGGGAGUAGGAGGUCGAAGACCAAGUAGACAUGCUAUAGAUGAUGCUGUUGGUGUAGGGAAUGUGAGUACUCAGGGAGAUGCUCCACCAGGAUAUGAGAGAGCAGGUGGGGAAGGUGGAUUACCUCCUUAUAGUUGA